AAAAUUAAAUGUGUAUUUGAGAAUAGAAUCGUCGUGAUUUGCCAAAUAGAAAACUGAUUUUUUCACAAAGAUGUCAAGUUCAAACGUAGCUAACAAACGUGAACUUACAUUAAUUAUCUUGAAACCUGACGCAGUACAGCGUGGAUUGAUUGGAAAAAUUAUUCAACGUUUCGAGCAAAAAGGCUUAAAAUUAUUGGCUUUGAAAUUAAUGAUGGCAAAUGAAGAAUUAUUGAAAGAACAUUACAUAGAACAUGCCAAUCGGCACUUCUUCAAUCCAUUGUUAAAGUUCAUGAGCUCUGGCCCAGUGGUACCAAUGGUUUGGGAAGGAUUAAAUGCUGUAAAAAUUGCACCCAAGGGAAAAUCCGACCCAAGCUUGUCAGCGCCAGGAACAAUUCGCGGGGAUCUUAGUGUCGAUAUUGAACGAAAUCUUAUCCUCGGUUCGGAUUCAGUGGAAGCAGCGUUACGUGAAAUCGACCUCUGGUUUAAAAAAGAAGAGAUGAUCAAAUGGUCACAAAAUUCAAAUGAUAUUUUAUAAUAAAUAUUCAGACAUUCUUAUGAAGUAUUCAAUAUUCCGAUUAUUUUAAGCUAGACAACUCGUUUUAGUAAAUGCCGCAUUGUUGAUAAGUGGAUAUGGAAUCAAAAGAAGUAGGAGUGAAAUGUACUCAGUGUUGAUAACAAAAUUAUUUGGAAAUUAAGAUUACCUGAACUAGUAUGUUUAAUUGAGGUAAUCGUAAAAGUCAGUCUAUGACCAAAUUCUAUAUUUAUAUCUACAAGGACGUUAUUUUUUUUAACAAAGUUUCGACGAUUGACAAAACUAAACAUAUUUAUUGUACUAACA
Molecule: messenger RNA, 838 nt
Organism: Contarinia nasturtii (swede midge)
Lineage: Eukaryota; Metazoa; Arthropoda; Insecta; Diptera; Cecidomyiidae
Product: nucleoside diphosphate kinase-like
Exons: 3
Coding region: 71-535 (154 amino acids)
Biological process (GO): CTP biosynthetic process; UTP biosynthetic process; GTP biosynthetic process
Molecular function (GO): nucleoside diphosphate kinase activity
Source: RefSeq, a predicted model, not a curated record